This is a messenger RNA of Xylaria bambusicola, 2028 nucleotides long. RefSeq lists its product as uncharacterized. Gene Ontology annotation, molecular function: zinc ion binding; DNA-binding transcription factor activity, RNA polymerase II-specific; DNA binding. The transcript is spliced from 4 exons. NCBI's taxonomy places the organism in Eukaryota, Fungi, Ascomycota, Sordariomycetes, Xylariales, Xylariaceae. Gene Ontology annotation, biological process: DNA-templated transcription; regulation of DNA-templated transcription. The record is from RefSeq and is a predicted model, not a curated record. Gene Ontology annotation, cellular component: nucleus. Bases 1 to 2028 code for a protein of 675 amino acids.
AUGGAAGCCAGUAUGCUGCAAAAGCGCACUCAGUUGCCCCAACAGCAACAAAAACAACAACAGUCCGGAAGGAUGACCGGUGCGCUCAAUGGCCGUCGAGCUUGUGGAAUCUGCAGGGAGCGGAAAGUUCGGUGCGAUCGUGAGGAACCACAAUGCGGCCGGUGUGCCCGUUUGGGCCAAGACUGCAGCUACAAUGUAAGGCCGCGCAUCUCGCCUGAUGACUUGCCUCUGCAGAUUUCCCAGAUCAACGACAGACUAGCCAAGGCCGAAGCGUUGCUGGUCACCCCGAGGAACGGGUCACUGCCGGCCACCACACCGCCAUCUCAUCUUCCUCCCCAGACGAAACCACAAUUCCCGUCUUCUCCGGGCCACAGCCGAACAUUAAACUUAGGGUCUCUCACAAGUGCCUCCAGUAACCUGGCGUCCCAAGUUGCCAUGGACGUAGACUUGCCACCUCCGGAGGUCGCCAAUAUGCCUGCCAGUGCGACCUCAGACCAGGCUACUGGUCUUGAUCUAUUCGCCAACUUCACUGGCAGCAUUGACUAUUCGGCUGCAGGUCUGGGCCCGGAUUGGGUCACCAUGACGAUGCCCAUUCCUCUAUUGGAGUCUACGGCAAGCCCUACUAUGACAACAUGUGCAAGCCACACCACAGCGUUCAGCAUCCAGGAUACCGAAAUCGCAUCGCGCCACCUUACUGCACUUCAUCGUAAUUAUUUUGAAAUUGUCUACUUUUCCCUGCCCUUUCUCUCUGAAAGCAGGUUUGCGGCUGAACUUACCGGCAAUUCAAGUGCACCAUCGGUCUUGGCACUUGGUUAUGCCGUCGCCCUCGUCGGAUGUACCGUCUCCCUGCAACACCCACAUCUACUAGAGGCAUACUAUACUGCUGCUCGCAACUAUGCUGAACAGUGUGAGAGGGAGGUUGACGAAGGAGGCGCAGCCAACUUAAACCUGUUGCAGGCCUUGCUUUUCAUCAUUCGUUUUGAGAUCACGGAUAGGCGACUGACAAGAGCUUGGAUGACUCUGGGUCGCGCUGUGAGGUUGUCAAAACUGCUCGGCUUGCAUCGGAUAGAUAGCGACACAAACGAAUACAGCGCGGGGCCAGAUCUACACCUUAACCUCCCAGCAACGCAAGAUCCCCUUUUGUUGGAAGAACGACGACGAUCGUUUUGGUUCCUUUACGUCUUAGAAAGUUAUAUGCGAACGCGUACAGGUGUGAACUGUGAGCUUGGGGAUGUUCAUGUUCGUUUCCCGCUUGCCCUGACGUUGAGGGUUCGACUCCCGUCGCCAGGCCUAUUAUCAACAGGAUUCUCUCCAAUAGAGAUGCCGUUUUUAGGCGACCUUACCCCUGAAACGUGCCCCGAGAUCUCAACUUACGCGGCCUGUGUUCUUAUGGUGGAUAUUGCUAUCAAGUGCUUUGAUCAUGGGCGAUUAGUUGAAAACGACACCCCCGCCUUUGGAUUUUGGGACAAUCACCAUAACCUUGUUCAGACUAUCGAUGAACGCAUUGCCAUGUUACAUAUGCACAUGAACGCUAAAGCUGUGAAGGAAGAUCCGGUGGCGUUUAGCAUGUACAUGAAUCUACGUGCCACGGAAAUUCUAUUCCAUGAGGCUGCUAUCGUGCAAGUUGAGCGGAUUGGUCACCCAAGGCUCGUAGCUGCCGAGAGCCAGAGGCGGUCCACAGCAGCUGCGUUCAAAAUUGCAACCACGGUACGACUAAACUGGCCGGAGGAGCAGCCAGAGCACGGUAUUUUCAGGCUGCAGGCAACGUUUAUCGGCUGGCCGCUUGUCAUGGCCAUGAAAGCGCUCCACCGCCAGCUCAAACUAAAUCUUAGUCAGCAGAAGCAUGAUUUUCGUCAUUAUCAUCAGAGCGAAACCCUGACAGAUCUGUGCUCGUCGCUACGGUUGCUUAUGACAGCAUUAGACCAUAUUGAACAAGCUGAUGGAUUUUGGCACAGAUCUACAGAGUCUAUCGCGGCAACGUUGAAGAACCAGCAUGACGGCCGAGACCUUGAUUCCCUUACAUUAUAG